Zygotorulaspora mrakii is the source of this 633-nucleotide messenger RNA. It is a transcript of the gene KEI1, whose product is annotated as Kei1p. Gene Ontology annotation, molecular function: inositol phosphoceramide synthase regulator activity. Gene Ontology annotation, cellular component: Golgi membrane; inositol phosphoceramide synthase complex. The record is from RefSeq and is a predicted model, not a curated record. The transcript has 2 exons. Gene Ontology annotation, biological process: inositol phosphoceramide metabolic process. Lineage: Eukaryota; Fungi; Ascomycota; Saccharomycetes; Saccharomycetales; Saccharomycetaceae. Bases 1 to 633 code for a protein of 210 amino acids.
AUGAGACAGAGGUCCUCGCAUCUACCAAAAACUUUUCUAGGUUGCUUACCUUUGUACAUCGGUGUUGAUAUCUCCCUGGGUGUUACCAUAUUCAACAAAUGCAGCGGAGCCUACGGUAUCCUAGCUCUCUUCACAGGACAUCCACUCGAGUUCAUGCAGUGGGUCAUGUACCUCUGGUCGAUAGCAACCCUGUGCGUUUACGCACAGGGUCUCUUCCAAAAACACAGGCCUAAGCUGUUGACAUUCUCGCAGAUCUUUGUCACAUUCAGCAUCGACACCAUUUUGACAUGCCUAUUUACAUUGUGGUUCACCCACAGCUGGUACUCUCUCGAAGGCAGCUCCAAGGAGAACAGCUCUACUGGAACAAGCGACGGGAUCCAAGAGGCAAACCAAGGUGCUUCCCAAGCAGUCGAAUACGGCGCCACCCUAUUCAUAACGCUUGUCUCGCUCAUUUCCAAGCUCUACUUCAACUUUCUUCUUGCCUCUUAUGUGCAAGAACUGCUCCUACAUCCUAAAUACAUGGUUGACCAGGAUGACGUCGAGCAAGAUCUCAAGCAUCAGAGGCCCUGGAAGCGUUGGUGGAUCAAAUCUCAGAAGAUCUGUUACAAGUUCUCGAAGAAUCUAUUAGCAUAA